UAUUGGAGAGGCUACCUCUGCAAAUCUCACAUCUCCAAGCAAUGAUUGCAUCGCAUGAGAGAAGUCCUAGCCCUCACUGCAACCACAAAGCUCCCUAUAAAAACCAGAACACGACUACUAUUCUUCUGCAACUACGAAACCCUUUUUGUUGUUUUCUUGCUUGCUACCAAGAAAAUUCAUUUUACACUCUUCUAUCUCCAUGCACCCAUAAAUCCCUACUUACAUCUGUAUAAUAGAGAAAGAGAUGCUGGCGUUAUACAUUGUCAUCUAGGAUUUUGCAUGUGAAGAUGAGGUAAUGGUGCAGCCAAGGAUGACUUGCCGAAAUACUCUCUUAUAUGUAAUACAUAUAUGUAUAUGGUAGAUGCAGCCGGCGAGCUGUUCUUGGCUACAUUUCUACCCCAUUAUCAUAUGUUAGAUCUAUGAUGAUUAUUGGUUGUAGCAGUAUUACCCACAGAAGGAAGCCUUUAUUUCUACUCAUCAUUAUCACUUGUUAGAUCUCUCCAUCAUUAUUUUAGAUAUAUGUAUUAGCCAUUGACGGAGGUCGAGAACCAGGUAAAAUAAAUUAUGUGUAAUUUAUAUUCAUAUUCUUUUACCUUGUAUAUGCUUUUUGAUGAACAAGCAAACUAAUAAUAUUUACAAAAAUUUAAAUUUUUUUUUUAAACUUUUAUAUACACAAAUAAAUAAAAUAAAUUAGCAUUUAGUAUGUUAUAUAUAUAUAUAUAUAUAUAAUGAACUCUUUAAGUUUCUCAUUCGAAGCAUAGCAUGUUAUAUAUGAUGAGUUAUUUUAACAUAUGAACAUUUUAACUAAUCUAAUAAAGGCUUCAACUUGUAUUUUUUUUUUUUUGUUACUCUUGCCUAUCACCAGAGUUAGCUUCAUAUACUUAUCAAGCUAUUUAGUUAAGGAGAGUUCUUGAAGAACUUCAUUUAUAUGGAAGGCCUACUGCAGUUUGUCACAGUAAUUCAGCUAUCAAACUCUCAAAAGAGUCAGUUUUACAUGGAAAAAGCAAUCAUAUAAUUUGUAGUUAGUAGAACAACUAAUUUUAUUUAUUGCAGAAGUGAGGGAUAGCAAUAUCAUUCCACGUCCACACCUUUUUUGUUUACCAUUUUAUGGGAACGAUCCAAAACAACUAAGAAUCUAAACCAGAAGAAUUACCAUAUUGAUGGUGCAAGUCUUGACCCUUUUCUUUUUUUGGUUAACAAUUCUCUACCUUGCAUACUUUUUAAUUUGUAGUUUAUAUUCUUCACGAAUUCUUAUCUACAAUUUUCCAAAUUACAAGCGCAUCAUUCCAUUUAAUAGAUAAAUGUUGAUAGUUGGAACAGAUAGAUAGCUAUUUCUUGACCGUAAUCUUUGACACAAUAUAUCAAAGUGAUAGAACUUAUACAUCUGUUAGCAUCAAAAGGAAAUUUCCAGGUUGAAAAAUCAAUUUCUUUUUUUAAAAUUUUUGGAUUAUGAUCAGGAGAUCAGUCUGUCUUGUACGCAGUAUAUUAAUAGACCAAAAUUGUUCGAAAGUUCUCUUUUGUAUGUGUGUAUUCUUCAUAUUAACUUAUUUCUAUUAGUUUUGGCCGAAUGCAUCUUUAGCACCUUAAACUUUUUAAGAAUAAUCACUUGAUCGCUUGAAUUUUUGUCCGGUUCUUAUAGUUAUUUGAACUAGUUUGUUGACUUAUAUAUGGGCGUGUAUUCACGUUAAUAAAAGCAUGUGUAAGUAAAUUAAUAUGACAUAAAUAUUCAAGGUCGGUGAAUAUAUGGCUCCCUGAAUUUUUUGAGAAUAGUCACUUAGCCACUUAAAUUUUUGUUUGAUUUUAUAGCCAUCUGGACUAUUUUCUUUUUAUCACAUAAAUUUUAUUUUGUUAUUUCUGGAAACGCUUGUAAGACAAACACUGUAACAUGAAAUUGACUUGUAUAUAUAUUAAAAGAAUGCUGAAGAAUAAGCUAGAAAAGUAAAUAAUGCUUUUACUAAAUUUCUAAAUUUAAACUUUGCUUAUCAUCUUUAAUAAACUUAUACUUUUUUAUAAUAAUUAUAUAAUAAUUUAUUAUCAUUUUGAAUAUAUCCACUCUUUAAGUUACAAUUUCUCUUUAAUAAAUUUUAUUAUAUAAUCGCUCACAUUUAAAUACAUGUCAACCGAAAUUGAUAAUACAUAGAGAAAUGAGGAUUUAAGAUCUCAAAAGAACUAAUUCAGGUGGCUAUAUGGACUUCAUAAAAAUUCAAGUGACUAAGUGACUAUUCUUAGAAAGUUCAAUGAGCUACAUAUAUAUCCGGUCGUAUUCUUUUGAUACAUGUACAAGUUAAUUCUAUAUUACAGUGUUUGUAUUACAUGCGUUCUUAAUAACAAUAAAAUAAAAUUUAUGUGGUCCAAACGAACUAAUUUAAAUGGCUAUAAACACUAAACAAAAAUUCAAAUAGCUAAGUGACUAUUUUUAAAAAAUUUAAAGAGACCUUAUACAUUUAUAUGUCUAUAUCCAAAUAUCAUACAUGGACAACAAUUUAAGAGACUAUUUUCUUUACAAUGAAAGCAUUGAGAAGAAACUGAUAAUACUGACUGCUGAGGGGUCAGAUAAUGACCUGCGGGAUUGGUCUAUUACCUUUAGUGUUAAAGGGAGUUAGACAUCCUCCACAGACUUUUUGACUGGAGAAACCUUCGACGAGACCCAUAUUCAAAUAUCAUUCGGAAUCAAGAAGCUAAUAAAUAAAUAAAACUAUGAGGUUGCUGAGUUAAAGAAUACCAUGCAAGUAAUCGCUGUGUACAGAAAGUAGCAAGAAGUAAUCCAUGGCCUGAGUACUUUUCUUCUACUGCAAAGGGGCUUAAAGGAUUUCAGAUGUAUGCAAAGAAAGGUAGCAAAUAUAUAAAGGAAGAAACUCUCUACCAAAUUUGAUAAAGUAUAUACAGCCAUUUGCUAGAGUUGGAAGAAGGACAAAUAUCCUCUACCUUCAACUUCAGGCAGCAAGGCACAAGAGAUACCCUUAAUCAUGAAGACAGGAUCAGUGGAGGCUGGUGAACAAGCAUCGGAGGAUGCAACCCCGAAACGCGGGAAGAAGCUGAACAGAGGGAUUCUGAUACUAGACCUCGUUUUAAGAGUUUUUGGAGCUAUUUGCACCUUAGGAAGUGCGGUUGCCAUGGGAACUACGAGUCAAACACUUCCAUCUUCGUCUCAAUUCUUCAGAUUCAGGGCCAAGUACAAUGAUCUGCCAAUGUUUAUGUUCUUCGUGAUUGCCAACUCUAUUGUAUGUGCAUAUCUUGUUCUUUCUCUUCGCCUGUCUAUCUUCCAUAUCAUCAGAAGCGCGGGGAUAAUCACUCGGAUCAUCUUAGUCACCUUUGAUAUGGUUAUGCUGGUUCUUCUCACUUGUGGGGCUUCUGCUGCAACAAGCAUCGACUACUUAGCACACAAAGGGAACGCUAGCGCUAAUUGGCUCCCGUUUUGCGUGCGUUUCAGUCACUUCUGCAACCGAAUAUCUGGUUCCCUUAUAGGAUCUUUCUUCUCAAUAAUCAUUUUUAUGCUGCUUGUCAUUUUAUCAGCUGUGUCUCAAUUUUCAAUAUGCAAUUAAUCACAGUGCUAAUUUAUUCUC
This is a messenger RNA of Ricinus communis (castor bean), 3563 nucleotides long. RefSeq names its product casparian strip membrane protein 4. The transcript has 4 exons. Bases 2967 to 3542 code for a protein of 191 amino acids. Lineage: Eukaryota; Viridiplantae; Streptophyta; Magnoliopsida; Malpighiales; Euphorbiaceae. The record is from RefSeq and is a predicted model, not a curated record.